GUUCCCACUGCAACAGAAAUAUCAAAAGCAUCAGCUUAAGCCUAUUUCCCAGGAAAAAAAAACAAGAAAUCUCACCAUGAACUUCAAACAGAUCUUCGUUCUCGUCGCCCUUAUUAUGGCCAUCUGCUUGGGACAGUCCGAGGCUGGUUGGCUGAAGAAGAUUGGCAAGAAAAUUGAACGUGUUGGCCAGCACACUCGGGAUGCCACCAUCCAAGGUCUGGGAAUCGCUCAACAGGCAGCUAAUGUUGCCGCCACAACCAGAGGCUAAAAAUGAUCCUGAAUAUAUUUAUAACUAUUUUUAAGAAAACUUAUUUAUUUUAAUUUGAUAAAUGCAUUGAACCUGGUUAAUAAAAAAACACUUAAAUGAA
Molecule: messenger RNA, 368 nt
Organism: Drosophila kikkawai
Lineage: Eukaryota; Metazoa; Arthropoda; Insecta; Diptera; Drosophilidae
Product: cecropin-A2-like
Biological process (GO): defense response to Gram-positive bacterium; defense response to Gram-negative bacterium; antibacterial humoral response
Cellular component (GO): extracellular region
Source: RefSeq, a predicted model, not a curated record